Messenger RNA from Gymnodraco acuticeps, 3632 nucleotides. RefSeq names its product piwi-like RNA-mediated gene silencing 2 (gene piwil2). Gene Ontology annotation, molecular function: piRNA binding; protein binding. The coding region runs from base 146 to 3244 and encodes 1032 amino acids. NCBI's taxonomy places the organism in Eukaryota, Metazoa, Chordata, Actinopteri, Perciformes, Bathydraconidae. Gene Ontology annotation, cellular component: P granule. The record is from RefSeq and is a predicted model, not a curated record. Gene Ontology annotation, biological process: regulatory ncRNA-mediated gene silencing. The transcript is spliced from 24 exons.
AUUGAACCAAUGCCUUGGGGGGAGUUACUACUGAUCAUCCAAUCAUGUACAUUUUUGGGAGGGACAAACCCAUCUAUCGACCAGUUGAAUCUAACAGGUGGAUUAAUAAAGAACAGACUUGAGACCUUGUGCCAGAAGUGGAGAUAUGGACCCAAAGACGCCCCCAGAUGUCCCCUGGAUGGGGCGCGGAGGAGGACUGCAGCCUCAGGAGCCGGCUAUGGGACGAAGUAGAGGACUGCUGCUCUCUACAGAAGGGUUCAGUGUAGGAAGAGCCAGAGGUUUCCCCACUCCCAGCAUUACUCUCGGACGAGGAUUAGCUCUACCCGCUGCUGAUCCAGUGUUCGGCCGAGCCAGAGGUCUGCUCUUCCUGGCCGCUGAGCCAAAAGUUGGGGUUGCAAGAGGUGCAAUCCUUCCUCCUGUGGAGCCGCAACAACAACCUCCCACGACGAAAGACCCCACUCCGACAACAAAAGAGGUUGACGCACCUUCACUCGGUCCAGGAUCAACACUGGUCUCAAUGUUUAGAGGAAUGGGCAUCGACCCCUCCAUGGCCUCCUGGGGGAGAGGAGCACCAGCACUGGGAAGAGGAGCAGCUGGAGAUUUGGGUGAGCUGCAACCAGUCGGUGCCAUCAGCAAACCAGAAGGCCAACUGAAAGAGGUGACGGUCCGAGGCAGCAGUUUCCAAGAGGUUUUUCGAGGUUCGGCCCCUCAGACGAUGAUGGGGCUUGGAAGAGGGGCGAUGCCUUUCCCCGGAUCCGGAAGAGGACGAGCUCUCCCUCCUGUUUCUCCAGGUCGAGUUGAGCCAGGUCCACAAACAGCUGCCCCACACCUUCAGACUUCCCCCACAGGAACCGUACCCCCGAUGCCCAUUACUCGAGAGGAGCUGGCUCCAGCAAAGGUGGAGUUUUCUUCUGUUUCACCAGCAAAGGAGAUGAAAAUGGAGGCAGUCCAGGAGGCUAUUAAUAAAGCUGGAACAAAAGGAACUGCAAUAACGAUCGGCUCAAACCACAUCAUGAUUCGUUGCAAGAACGAAGCCGUGUAUCAGUACCAUGUGACAUUCACUCCAAAUGUGGAAUCAAUGGGGAUGCGUUUCGCCAUGAUGAAAGAUCACCGCGAGACCACAGGAGAAGUUAUAGCUUUUGAUGGAUCCAUUCUCUUCCUGCCUGUUCAAAUGCAAGACGUGGUUCAUCUCAAGAGUGUGAGACGAACCGAUAACGAGGAAAUAGAUAUACGAGUCCAGAUGACGAAGAUUUUGCCACCAAACUCGGAUCUAUGCAUCCCGUUCUACAAUGUGGUGCUCAGGAGGGUAAUGAAAAUCGUCGGGCUGAAGCUUGUCGGUCGAAAUCAUUACGAUCCAGAGAGCGCCGUCGUCCUUGGAAAACACCGGCUGCAAGUGUGGCCAGGUUAUUCAACCGCUAUCAAGCGCACAGAUGGAGGCAUGUACCUGAACGUGGACGUGUCGCACAAAGUCCUGAGGAAUGACUCGGUGCUGAAUGUCAUGAACGUAAUGUACCAAGACUGCACGGAGUACUUCCAGGACGAAUGCACCAAAGAGCUCAUCGGAAACAUUGUCAUCACGCGAUACAACAACCGCACGUACCGUAUCGACAGCAUCGAGUGGGACAAGUCGCCCAAAGACACGUUCACUUUGAUGGACGGCACCCAAACCACCUUUGUGGAAUACUACAGCAAGAACUACGGGAUUACAAUUAAAGAGAUGGACCAACCGCUGCUCAUGCAUCGCCCGAAGGAGAGGGCCAAGCCAGGAGGAAAGCAAAUCAUCACUGGAGAGAUUCUGCUCGUGCCGGAGCUUUCCUUCAUGACGGGAAUCCCAGACAAAAUGAGGAAGGACUUCAGAGCCAUGAAGGACCUGACCAUGCACAUCAAUGUGAGCGGAGAGCAGCACACGCACGCCAUCAAACAGCUUCUGAAGAACAUCAGCACCAACCCUGAGAGUCAGAAGGAGCUGAGCCGCUGGGGCCUGGACCUCGACUCCAAUAUCAUCUUGGCUCAAGCCAGAGUUCUUCCCAUGGAGACCAUCUGUCUGCAGUCCAACUCUUUCACCUGCGGCUCCGAUGUCUCCUGGUCCAGAGAGAUCUGCAGGGAUCGUUCAAUCAGCUCAGUCCCACUGAACAUCUGGGCCAUCUUCUACCCUCGCCGCUGUGCGGAGCAGGCGGAGGAGCUCGUCUCCGUCUUCAACAAAGUGUCCGGUCCCAUCGGGAUGAGGCUGGCGCGACCGAUCCACGUGGAGCUGAAGGAUGACCGCGUCGAGACCUACGUCAAAAGCAUCCACUCUCAGCUCACCAGCGAGCCCAACAUGCAGCUGGUGGUGUGCAUCAUGGUGGGAAACAGAGACGAUCUGUACAGCGCCAUCAAGAAGCUCUGCUGUGUCAGAAGCCCCAUCCCAUCUCAGGCCAUCAAUAUCCGGACGAUUUCCCAGCCGCAGAAGUUGAAGAGUGUGGCCCAAAAGAUUCUCCUGCAGAUGAACAGCAAGUUGGGAGGAGAGCUGUGGACGGUCAAUGUCCCUCUGAAACACUUGAUGGUGGUGGGUGUUGACGUCCACCAUGACACCAGCAAAUCUCAUCAAUCAGUCAUGGGCUUUGUCGCAAGUCUGAACAGCUCUUUGACCCGCUGGUACUCCAGAGUCACUUUCCAGUCUCCCACUGAAGAACUGAUAUAUGGCUUCAGAGUUUGCUUACUGGCUGCACUACGGAAGUACUAUGAAGUGAACCACAACCUGCCGGAGAAGAUCGUGGUGUAUCGUGAUGGCGUGUCGGACGGUCAGAUGAAGAUGGUGGAGCAGUACGAGAUCCCACAGCUGAUCAAAUGCUUUGAGACUUUCCCCCACUACGAGCCCAAGCUGGUGUUCAUUGUGGUGCAGAAGCGCAUCAACACCACCCUCUACGCCUUUUCUGGAAACAACGUGGCCACACCUCCACCUGGAACCAUCCUGGAUCACACCCUCACUCAGAAAGACUGGGUGGAUUUCUAUCUGAUGGCACAUAGCAUCCGCCAAGGCUGUGGACUCCCCACUCACUACGUCACUCUGUACAACACGGCCAACCUCUCUCCGGACAUUCUGCAGCGGAUGACCUUCAAGAUGUGCCAUUUGUACUGGAACUGGCCGGGCACCAUCCGGGUUCCCGCUCCCUGCAAGUACGCCCACAAACUGGCCUUCCUGUCGGGUCAGUUCCUGCACUCUGAGCCGGGCAUCCAGCUCUCCGACAAGCUCUUCUUCCUCUGAGCUGCUCCGGUAUCUUCCCCCGGCAAACUGCUCACGGCAAAACCAGAAAAUCUUAACCGGAUGACAACAGACUCAUUGGAUGCUAUGAAGGAUUCAUUACAAGUAUUUUCCUAUUCAGAUCAAGCCUUAAAGGGUAACACCAAUAUUCUACUACUACUGUAAUAAUGAUGUGUUGCAUAUAAUCGUUCUAAGUUCAAAACCAGUGGAAAGUUUGGAGCAAGUUUUCUUUAGUUUUUAAAGUAUAUUUUAGCCUUUGUUCCUGUGGCAUAAGGAUUGGUCUCUGUUCUGUUAAUGUUCAGACCCUUCCACUGUGACAGAUUUUAAUUUGUAUAAACAGGUUAAAGAUUUAUAACAUUUGAUUUGAAAUAAAGAGAUUUGGAAGUUAAUA